UUUAGAGUUACCUCCCUUGCUUUGUUUGAGUUUUGCUCUCGCUGUCACGAUCACACGUGAGACUGUUUCAGGGAGAUAAGGAAUUUGACCUCGAUCAAAUCGAUGCUCCGACACACCAUGGCGCGGGUGUUGGUUGCAGGCACAGGCAUCACAGGAGCGGCAACCGCGGCUGCGUUGCGUCAGGAACUACCUGAGGACGCGACGAUCACAUUGUGGGACAAGUCUCAUGGGGCAGGAGGUCGCAUGUCAACAUCGCGAAAACCAGGAGAUGACACUUGCACUGUCGACUUGGGAGCUCAGUAUUUCACCUUGACACCACAAUACAAGACCAAGAGACAAAGUCUGUUUGAUGAGCUGGAGUCUGCUGGAGUAUUUAAACCCUUCAAGGGCGUGUUAGAGGGAGACAACUCCGUCGACUGCCGGCAUUAUGUGACGCCAGCAGGAAGUGGAUCUCUCGUCAAACACUACCUCGCUAAAUCAGGUGCUGAGGCCAAGUAUGAGCACCACAUAUCUCAGGUGGACUUCAAGUCAGGAGAUGGUCAAGCGGUCCAGGUGACAACUCAGGCAGGCACCAGUCAGGAGUUUGAUGCUGUCAUACUGACCAUGCCAGUACCCCAGAUUCUCCAGCUUAAAGGCGCCAUACAGCAAAGUAUAGCUGGCCUGUCCAGUGUGAGGGCGUGUCUGGAGAAGGUGUCGUACUCCUCCCGGUUCUGUCUGGGUCUCUUCUACCCACCAGGAACACAGCUGCCCUUCCAGUGGGAUGCCAAGUACUUCUUUGAUGGUCCCUGUAUACGAUUUGUGGCCAUAGAUAACAGGAAACGAGGACUGCGUGAUGUGCCCCCGUCGGUGCUAGUCCACACCAGCGUUCCCUUCAGCCUCCAGCACUUGGAGACAGACAAGGAGGCCAUGAAGCCCCUGAUCAUGCAGCACCUGCGUGACAUCCUACCUGAUCUACCCGAGCCGGAGGUCGUUAAAAGUCACAAAUGGAGGUAUUCACAGGUAUUCCAGCAGUAUGAAGGUUCCCCAGGCUGUGUGGUGCUGGAGACCAAGCCCCUAGUCAUCCUCGCUGGGGAUGCAUUUGCUCAGAAAGGAAACUUCUCCGGGGCCCUAGACUCUGCUGAGGCGACUGUGCAGGCUGUUACAAAGAGCAUCAACAGUAGCUUAUAACACAGGCUGAAGCUGGAGAUGUGUGGAUUGUCCUAGUGAAGUGUGUACAGUAUUAGACCGGAAUAUAUGCAGAUAAAUGUGACCAGGGUUGUGUGCAGCAUAUGGGAUGAAUACCAUGGCAGCAGCAUACUGCCUGCUGUUUGAACACAACUCCACUCCCUGUUACCAAGAUCUAUCUGAAAGCUGACAGAAGCCAUGGUUCUCAGACAGGUCAUGGCAACAGGAACACCUCCCCAUUGAGGUCUGCGUGACAUUCUUCUACAAUGAGAAUGUUGUAAAGGGAUGAUGUCUUGUUAAAGUGAUGACUGAUUUACAUUAUACUUUAUAUACAAGUUAUGUUAUUCUGAAUAUAUAUUUAGUAUACUGUAUUCCGUGUGAUGGUUUCAAAAAAAAACAUCUCCUACCAUGUCUACUCAGGUAAUGAAUAUGAUAUUAAACUCUUUGAUUGUGA
This is a messenger RNA of Haliotis rufescens (red abalone), 1618 nucleotides long. RefSeq names its product renalase-like. Bases 103 to 1167 code for a protein of 354 amino acids. Lineage: Eukaryota; Metazoa; Mollusca; Gastropoda; Lepetellida; Haliotidae. The transcript has 7 exons. Gene Ontology annotation, cellular component: extracellular region. Gene Ontology annotation, molecular function: oxidoreductase activity, acting on NAD(P)H. The record is from RefSeq and is a predicted model, not a curated record.